AUGGAGGUGGUUCUGGCUGAAGAGAUGGAAGUUGAGAUAGAGGUGGAGAUGGUGGAGGAGAUGGAGGUGGAUGUGGAGUUGGAGGUGAAGGUGGAGAUGGACACGCCAGCAGCAGGACAGGCGCAUGCUCCUCAUCCCCUGCCCGCAUGGAGGCCGCGGCCAAAGCCGCUCAUUAGCGGCGGCCGGGGCUGGAGCCCUCCCCGUGUAGGCGGGCGGGGAGCGCUGCCGGCCAUAGGGGUACGGGCACCGGUACCGGCAGCAGCGGGGCUGGAACCCGACCCGAGCCCGGACGGAGCCGCCGGCGGGAUGGGCCGGAGCCGGGGCACGGCCGUGCUGCUCCUCGCCCUGGGGCACCUGGCUGUGCUGCUGGCAUCGGGUACCGCCUGCGCCAGUGUUUACCAGGGCUUCUCGGACUGCGUCCUCAAGCUGGGGGAAAACAUGGCCACAUACGAGGAGGCGGAUGGCAUCGAGCUGCAGGGGUUGCAUCAAGUCUGUGGGUACUGGGAUGAAUUUCACACGUGUGCCCUGACAGCGCUCUGGGAGUGCCAGAAGGAAGCAGCAGCCAUCUGGGAUAUGCUGAGAAGGGAGUCUCGAAAAAUCAAAUUUCAAGGCAGUUUGUUUGACCUCUGCAGCCCCAGCGCAGCCCAAAGCUUUGCCCGGAUCCAUGUUCCCAACGUUUCCGUCCUCGGCGUUCCCCUCGUCAUCACUUGGCUGAACUUAUAAACCGCAGCUCUCUAAGUACCGCACAAAGGUGGUGGCAGCGUGUGUCGCGGCAUCUCUCUGAUCAUUUUUGCAAACCUUGGAGGAAUACACUGUGCGAUGCUCAGCAAACACUUGGCUCCAUCCCGUGCCUAUGAGAUGCAGAAGAGCUUGGCGGCAUCUCCUGGGUUUUGCUGUUUCUCUGUAAUUUGGAAUAGCGUCUGUCCCCUUCUGCCCCGAGGCACAGGUGCAGAUCUGGCUGACUGCAGAAUUUGGGAACCUGUAGAUACAGGACAGAGGAUUUGGGAAAAAAUCAGAAAUUAGUUGCAAGCACUGGAUUAUUUUGCAAUCUUCUAUGCUACUGGAAUGAAACCUGUUUGCUGAUUCUUUCCUCCAGAUUUUUUUAUUUGGGCACUGAAAACAAGGUGGGCAUUUUUACCACUGAUUUGUGAGGUGCAAAGGACAGUGUAUGUCCUGUCAAAGGCAGAAAGGAGUCCUUACCGCCCUGUACUGGCCUCUUUUCUUUGAGGACAUGGUGAAACCCCUGCUGAAGAAUAAUCACAGGUGCAUGACUUCUCCUGCAUGCAUCUGAAUUCCUGAGUAACUCCUGUGUUAUGUGUAAAUCCCUUUUCUAAAGAAAUAGAGGGCAAAAAUAUUUGGGGGGAGAGGGAGUGUCAAUCUAGCAGGACAAAAAGGAUUUAUAACAACUCUUUGGCUUUAAAGCUUUCCCCAAGGUACCUGCAAGCAGCUUGGUGGGUGGCAGCGUGUAAUUCCAGAGUAUUAAACUUUGUUGUAGAGCUUACAGCAUGGUAGAAAUUAUUUGUCCCAGCUCUUGUUUGAUAGCGCAGCCUCUUCUUGUCUCCUUUGCAGCUCAGAGCAUUGUUAGUUUUGCAGCUUCAGUACAAAGAUGAAAAUAUUUGCAAUAGAGAGGCACUUGGAAGUGAUUUCUGGCUAAGUUAGAAAAACGCAACGAUAUUACUGGGCAGUACAAGGCAGUUCUGUGUUUUAAGGAUGCUAACGAAGCUCUGUGCCCUGCCUGGGAUAUUUCAGCCCAACUUUUCUAGAUGCAUCACACAUCACUUUGGCUGUUCCCACAGAUUGUUCGGCCCCUGAGCAGGGCACUCGCUUUGUCUUCAGCAGGGGCAGGCAGCUGCGAACAGCGAAGGGUAGCCCCGUGCCGAGCUGGGGAAGCUCCUGGCUCCUCACGGUCCUGACAAAUCUUGAAUGAAGACCUCGCCCUGGUGCUUUGAGCGCUGCCCACUGUGGGAGCAGGCACAGCACUAGAUACCACCAGCAGGUUCUGAAACGGUGUCCCCAAACCUGAAAAUGUGCUUUAAAGUGUGAGCAGUGGACUGGGGGCCCUGCUAGCCCCAGAGAUCCCACUGGAUGCAUUACAGUGUGUGGGCAAGCUUCUCCUACAGCAAAAGAUCUUUUUACCAACGGUGGUGUUGGGCUUUUUCCUGAUGGGCCAUGCUGCUCUCCUUUGCCAUUCGUAUGUUCUUCCUCUACCUUCCUUAUCGCUUAGCACUCUGCUCCUGCAGCAGCUGGAGGGUAUGAAUAAAUUGAGGCAAAUUCCAAGAAAUAAGUCAGGGAGGAGCAGCUGGUGUUCAGACAGCACGAGGUACCUAGGCUUUCUACAGAUGAGAGCUGUUACUUAUGUACUCAGCAUUUCAGGCACAAAGCCUUACGGUAAGUGGUGGAGAAAGGGUAAACCAGAGCACUGCAGAACCUGGAGUGAACCACUCAGCUGCUUUGGUUUUUCUUCUUAUUCUGCUCCAACAGCAGUGCAUGCUGUUUGAUCCUGUUCUCCUCUCCCCUGUUAUCUCUUCUCCUGCCUGUGGUUUGUAGCGGUGGAAAGCUGAAGCAGGUGGGUAUUGUGUACAACCAAGGCUUUUGGAUCCAAAUCCUGUACUUGUUCUUUGUUUAGAAUAGGUGUUUAAUGCCUUUAGGAAAACAAAUAAGCACAGCCUGCAAAACCCCACAGCUUUAGCUUCUCUUUGGAUUUGGCAUCUUCCUCUCUGUUAAAAUUUUCUACUUUUAAAGAGCUUUGGGGAAGGGGAAUGUAAAAGUCUCAAGUCUUUUUUUUUUUUUUUUUUGCAAAACCAUGGAUGCGUGUGGCUAGCUGACACUACUGCUGGCUCUAAGAAGAGCAGGUGUUGGGGCAUAUCUUCCCUGGAAGCAAAUCCCUCAACUAUUGCACACAAAACCCAAAGAUUCAUUAAGAAACAAAGACCAUCUGCCACCAUUCUGAAAUGGAGCAGCAGAUUUUUUUUUUUUUUUAAAGCCAAAGGUGCUCCUAAAUCCAACUGAAAGCAUGUGAGUGGAAAUUAGGCUUCACAGUAUGGGAGUGAUGAGUUUCAGAGGUUCCUUCCUCAAUCAAUAGUUCAUUUUUAGCAGUUCUUCCCUAUGACUAGGAUAAUUACAAUAGCUUUCAUUAUAUAAAAAAAAAAAGUAAUAUACAGAUUCAGUCCUCAAAGGCAAAGUCAGCAGAGUUUCAGAAAGCAUUUCUAAUCCCACAGCAUACUUCAUGCUGAUGCAGCACAGCUCGUUGGAUGUCCCACAGACUCAGUGUUAAAUCCACGUUUGUCAAGCAUUCCUCUCGUGGCCUUGCUCUGAGUGUCUUCAGAUACAAAGCUGUACCCAGACUUCAACCCUCAGCCCUGCAAGGGAGGCUGUGGCGGCAGUUACAGCAUACCUCGUGUGUUCAGAAGGGUGAGGAGGUAAGUGCUCCUCAAUCCAAAGUUUUCAUCCCUCUUCUUACAGGGCAACAAAGAUAGCACCUCUUUAAUAGGGUCUCACAGCAACUCUGGGAUCGGCUGCCCAUUCUCCCUUAAGAAAUGGGAUGAAUGUGGCUUUCCCUCUGCUUUCUUGUAUUUGUUGUAAUUAGUCUUCUAGCUAAGACCACCCCUGAAGAACACAGGAGUUCACACUGCACUUUGGUCUGGUAUUAAGCCUUGAAUUAAACCUGCAAACUUUCCCUGUGCAGGACUGGGUUGUUCUUCCUCAAUAAUAGCAACAAAAAGCAGGAGAGGACAAAAUGACCCUGAAAGAGUCUUAAAAUAAGACUGACACCAAGCCAGUGUUUGUCUGCCCCAAGGCAGAGCAUGCCUUCUGCUCUGCGCACCCAUCCCAAUCGCAGCACAGUCACUGCUCUUUCCUGAAGGAGAUACUGGCACCUACUGGAAGACCAGUUUAUAUCUGGCUGAAGGUGACUGGGAGAAAGGCAAGCAUCCUUAUAUAUCUGAGAAACAAGCAGAUUUUAAGAAGGGAUGAACUGCUUGCUGACUGCGGAGCAGUGUUGCAGGGGAAGCCCUAGGAAGUGACCUGUGGGUGGCCCUGCAGCAAGCGCUGGCUCCUGCCCAGAAAAAAAAAUGUGUGUAAAUUCUUUACUCUGAAAGACCACUGCUGUUCUAAAGCUGUGCUUAAAGGGGUUUGGGUCAGGAAGUGGUCCUGGCAAAAAAUCUCAGAAUAUAAAAAAUUCUGUCUAAAGAAAUAUAACCAGCGAUCCUUCUCUGUAGCAGACCUGCCAGGUAUUGAAAACAUCAGGAUGUUUUCCUGCCUCAUUUUACAGUGCCUGAUUAUGACAGCAGGAAUUGAAAUACAACUCCCCCAGGAACAGAAGUCAAAAGAGCAACUUCAAAGAGUUUAUCAACUUCUGCAUCUCAAACCAUCCCACCACUUUUCAACAAGCUGAAUUAGCAAAUUUAUGCAAAUUAACACUUACAAAUAUUAACAUACAAAGGAAAGUUACUGCAGCAAGAUGCUGCACAGGAGAAAAAUGUGUCUUUAGACCUGGCUUUGCCCUGGUUCAGGAUGGCACAAACUGGCCAUCCCUCGGCAGGAACCAGGCAGGAUGUGGAUCUGCUUGCUUGGGCGGUGGGAUCUGGAGGAGCCACCCAGCUUUGGCCCCUUAGCAGCAAGGCGUUGUCCCUGCUUGCCCACAGGCAAUGGUUAUUUGAAGUGCCUCUAAAUAAAGGCACAUCCUGUUAUUUUGAGAAACAAGCAGCAGUCUCUUGCUUCGCUAAACAUCCCUUGACCAGACCAGACCUGUUCCUGGACUUUGGAAGCCUGACAGGAAGACCCAGACAAGUGGGAAGAGCAGCAUGGCUCCAGGACACCUUUGCAGGCUUCCCCAGGACAGCUCCAACCUUGGCAGAACAUGUGGAGACCCUGGCUU
Molecule: messenger RNA, 4876 nt
Organism: Grus americana (Whooping crane)
Lineage: Eukaryota; Metazoa; Chordata; Aves; Gruiformes; Gruidae
Product: neuritin-like
Exons: 4
Coding region: 1-723 (240 amino acids)
Biological process (GO): neuron projection extension; nervous system development
Cellular component (GO): plasma membrane
Source: RefSeq, a predicted model, not a curated record